UCCUGUUUGGUUUUUUAGAUCCAUUUUGGUUUAUUUUGCUGAUCCAUUCGGGUUUUGCAAGGACACUGAGGGCAGGGCAUAUGCUAGCUAGGCAUUUGCUAUGGCGUAUGCCGACACUGCCUUAAGGGCUUAGCAGAUCCAUAAACCUCAAUCCGCCAUGGCAACCUACAUACAAGCUUCAUUAUCCAUUUCCCUUCGCUUUCUCAUCGUCAUCACGACCCUCUCGCUUUAUGACGCUUCUUUCGCGCGCAGAACUAGUUCAUCAGAAUCAAUCUGUGCCCUGACUCCCCAUCCGGAUUUCUGCAAAUCUGAGCUGCCCAGAAACAGUUCCACGAAUGUAAACGAUUUCGGGAGAGUUUGCAUCCGCCGUGCUUUGUCCAGUUCAAGGUUUUUUCUGUCAAGAGUGAAUUCUUACCUCAAAUCGAACACAUCCUCAUCGCCCAUCACAACCCUUCAUGUGCUUCGAGAUUGCCGCUUCCUCCUCGAUUUGAACGCAAAUUUCUUGUCCGGCGUCGCCAGAGCCGUUGAUUCGGCGAACCGUCUCCCCGAUUCAGCGGCCGACGAUAAUGAAACGAUACUCAGCGCCAUCAUGACUAACCAGCAGACUUGCUGGGACCAGCUCGUCACCACGCCGUCGGCUUCCGCCAUCUCGAACGAGUUCUCUCCCUCUUUGGCCAACGGCAGCCUGUUGUACAGCGUAACCCUAGCGGUGUUCAAGCUCGGCUGGCCCGCCGCUCCUCGGGAACUUACCUUUGCGAACUUCGUCGCCGGGGAAUACCGGGGCGUGAAGGUGAAAAAAGCGGUGGCUGUGAAUCAAGACGGAAGCGGGGACUACCGAACCAUCAACGCCGCGGUUGCGGAUGCGCCGGACAAUGCCAAAUCCGGCGACGGUUAUUACCUGAUUCAUGUGGCGGCCGGGGUCUAUGAGGAAUAUGUUACGAUCGGGAGUAAAAGGAAGUAUGUGAUGAUGAUCGGGGACGGCAUAAAUAAAACCAUAAUUACCGGUAAUCGAAGUGUUGCGGAUGGAUGGACCACUUUUAAUUGCGCAACUUUUGCUGUAAGUGGAGAAGGAUUUGUGGCAGUAAACCUCACAUUCAGGAACACCGCCGGAGCAAUCAAGCACCAAGCAGUGGCAGUCCGAAACAACGCUGAUCUCUCCACGUUCUACAGAUGUAGCUUCGAAGCCUACCAAGACACGCUCUUCGCUCAUUCUCUCCGACAGUUCUACAGGGAAUGCGAUAUCUACGGCACCGUUGAUUUCAUCUUCGGCAACGCCGCUACCGUCCUGCAGAGCUGCAGCAUACACCCGCGCUUGCCAAUGCACGGUCAGUUCAACGCCAUCACCGCACAGGGCAGAACGGACAUCAACCAGAACACGGGAACAUCCAUCCACAACUGCACUGUCACGGCAGCCCCCGACUUGGCGGCAAGCAAUGGCACCACACAGACAUUCUUAGGCCGGCCCUGGAAAGAGCACUCAAGAACGGUGUAUAUGCAGACGUUCAUGGAUGGGUCGAUUAGUCCUGGUGGCUGGUCGGAGUGGACAGGGGAUUUUGCUUUGAGGACGUUGUAUUAUGCGGAGUAUGAGAAUAGGGGUCCUGGUUCAAGUACUGGGAAAAGGGUAAUGUGGCCGGGGUAUCAUCGCAUCAUCAACGCCUCAGAUGCUGCUCAUUAUACAGUGACGCAGUUUAUAGCAGGCCACCGUUGGAUUCCUGCCACAGGGACUCCGUUCACUAGUGGUUUAAUUACAAAUCAAUAAGUCAUUUGCUAUAUUGGCUAUAAUUAAUGUUCUAUUGGACUUGUAUGAGCCCCAAACUAAUACCUAAGUUGCCAACCAAAUAAAAUCACUAUAGGAUUAGCUUGUACUAUGUAUUAUGAGGAGUAUUAUAUGUAGUUUUGUUAUUAUUAUUCUAACUUCGUUUAGAUUGAAA
Cuscuta europaea is the source of this 1931-nucleotide messenger RNA. The record is from the annotation of a GenBank genome assembly. NCBI's taxonomy places the organism in Eukaryota, Viridiplantae, Streptophyta, Magnoliopsida, Solanales, Convolvulaceae.